This is a messenger RNA of Xiphophorus hellerii (green swordtail), 1029 nucleotides long. RefSeq names its product CD82 molecule b (gene cd82b). Gene Ontology annotation, cellular component: plasma membrane. Lineage: Eukaryota; Metazoa; Chordata; Actinopteri; Cyprinodontiformes; Poeciliidae. The record is from RefSeq and is a predicted model, not a curated record.
CUCACGCCCACUCACCCCACAGAAAAAGAGGCAGACAAACACCCAGUUUUCUUUCUCACGGACUUUUUGCGUCCCACAUUCAGCAGGAGCGCGGAUCCACUGAGGACGUCUGCAGACCAACUCUCAGCUCACAACUCGCUGCAAAGUAGCACGGCCCAAUCACAGCCAUGUCGAAAGGAUGCAUCACAGUCACCAAGUACUUCUUAUUCCUCUUCAACCUCCUCUUUUUUAUCUUUGGAGCGUUGAUCAUGGGCUUUGGACUGUGGAUACUCUUCGAUAAGGAAAGCUUCAUAGCGGUGCUACAAGAAUCUUCUGACACGGUGAAGGUGGCUUCAUAUAUCCUCAUCGGAGUCGGAUCUCUGACGAUGGCCAUGGGAUUCUUCGGCUGCAUCGGAGCCAUCUAUGAAAUCCGCUGCCUGCUGGGACUGUACUUCACCUGCCUUCUGCUCAUCCUCAUCGCUCAGGUCACUGCUGCUGUUCUCAUUUACAUACAGAGAGAUCCGCUGAAACAUGAGAUGUCCGUCAUCAUUAGAGGACUGAUAGUGAACUACAGGGGUGAGAACAAAACCACAGAGCACGCCUGGGACUUCGUUCAGAGGACGAUGAAAUGCUGUGGGUGGACUGGUCCAGGUAACUGGUCCGAGAACACUUUGAUCAAGAACAGCACGCAGUAUCUGUACUCCUGCUCCUGUCGUAACGACACCAUCCGGGGAACCGAGGUGAAAGAGUUUGGCCUUUGUGAGCGCCUGUCAGCACAGCCACCUGUCUUUGAAAUGGGCUGUAUAACCAGCGUGGAAAAAUGGCUGCUGGAUAACUGUGGGAUUAUCCUGGGGAUCUGUAUCGGGGUGGCUGUUGUGGAGCUCCUGGGGAUGAUCCUCUCCAUGUGUCUGUGCAAGAGCGUCUGCCAGGAGGAUUACACCAAAGUACCGAAGUACUGAGCCGAGCACGAAGCCAGCCAGUUCAACACAGAUGGACCGACUCCCCUCUGCCUCUCCUCCACACACACACACACACACACACACAUAUAAA